This is a messenger RNA of Aegilops tauschii subsp. strangulata, 660 nucleotides long. The record is from RefSeq and is a predicted model, not a curated record. Lineage: Eukaryota; Viridiplantae; Streptophyta; Magnoliopsida; Poales; Poaceae.
AUGCCAAGAGCAGCACCGUCGACCCCUACGUCGACUACGUCCACAGAUCGGACGGGAUGUGGCUGCUUCGUCGCCUUCGGCCUCCUCGUCACCCAUGGCGGUCGUCGCCCUUGCCGGCGAUUAGCCCUGCUCCAGUCCUCCCCGCGUCCACGCGAGCUCUCCGUCGUCUCCCUCGCUCUAGGUAGAGCCGUAGUCCCGCCGUCCUCUUCGUCUUGCUCCGGCCGGGCCUGGGGCCGCUCCUCCCCUGCUCCUGCCUACUGCGCGGUUGCUGCUCCGCAACACGCGCUCGCCCGCCCGAGUCCGUCGCUCCCCUCGCCCGCGGCCAUGCUCUGCCUCGCCCCGCUCACCCCGCUUCGGCGCCCGCCUACGCAGCCCCACGCGCCCCGGCCAUCCCGCUCGCCCGCGCUUCCCCCUGCCGCCCGUGCUCACCCCACUCCACCAUUCUUCCCACCUCGCCUGACGCUGCCUCGUCCCGGCGUUCCCUGCCGUUGCUGCCUGCCUCCCUUGCCGAUGCAGCCGCCUGCAUCCACCGCCGCUGAGCCCGCCCCGAUUGUCGCCUGGCCGCGCGCCCGCCUCCGGCCGCCUGCGCUGCCGCCGCCCUACUUCGCCUGCCCGCAGCCGCUGCUGCUGACUGUGGCUGCCGGAGCCAUCGGCUCCUGA